Molecule: messenger RNA, 798 nt
Organism: Octodon degus (degu)
Lineage: Eukaryota; Metazoa; Chordata; Mammalia; Rodentia; Octodontidae
Product: L-lactate dehydrogenase A chain-like
Exons: 4
Coding region: 1-798 (265 amino acids)
Biological process (GO): carboxylic acid metabolic process
Molecular function (GO): oxidoreductase activity, acting on the CH-OH group of donors, NAD or NADP as acceptor
Source: RefSeq, a predicted model, not a curated record
AUGGAGGAGUACCUUGAAGCCAUUCACCAACUCUAUGAGGAGUCGCUGGUCACAGGCAGCCUCUUCCCUGUGACAGCCCCUGUUCUGGUGAUUGAGGCUGACCACAACAUGGAGAAGAUGUUACAAAUACUUGAACAGAACCGGGCCCGGAUAUUAACACCAGAGGACUGGAAGCAUGUCAUUGAGGGCAGCGUGGAGACUGCACCCAUCAGCACCUGCAGCCACGUGCUGUUCAGGAACCCGGAGCAGUUGGGCAUCUUUGCUGUCAGGAAUCUUGACAUGUUGCGGCAGUUUGGGGAGUUUGUAAGUGAACACCCAGUGGAUAUCUUGACCUAUGUGACUUGGAAGAUAAGCAGCUUUCCCAAGAACUAUGUUAUCAGCAGUGGUUGCAACCUGGAUUCAGCCCAGUUCCACCACCUGAUGGAGGAAAGGCUGGGCAUACACCCACUGAGCUGCCAUGGCUGGAUCCUUGGGGAGCAAGGAGACUCCAGCGUUCCUGUGGUUGACAGUGCUUAUGAAGUGAUCAAACUAAAAGGCUUCACAUCCUGGGCCAUUGGACUGUUGGUGACAGAUUUGGCAGAAAGUAUAAUGAAGAACCUUAGGAGGGUGCACCCAAUUUCUACCAUGAUUAAGGGGCUCUAUGGACUCAAGGAUGCUGUCUUCCUUAGUGUCCCUUGUGUCCUGGGACAGAAUGAGAUCUCUGAUGUUGUAAAGGUGACUCUGACUCCCGAGGAAGAGGCACAUUUGAAGAAGAGUGUGGAUACCCUGUGGUCCAUCCAGAAGGAGUUGCAGUUUUAG